AUGCCUAGUGCCUCAGGCUUAACCUAUACCUUCAAGUUCCUGCAUGGAAUGGAGUGCGAUAAGAGGCACGACGGAAACGCAAAAGACAAACGACGGAAUACAUCUCCCCUUCCACAAUCCCAGCAAUUGACGGAAGGAACUAUUGGCCAGUGCCAUAGGUCUCGCCAAAUGGUAGUCUUGCAAAGGCUUGAUAUCAAUUCCAGCCAUGGGACGAGAAAGUCCGACAGGACAAUCACACAGGCCGACUGGUGGUUGAAAGCUUGUGUUCGCGUACUGUUGCAAUGGCCAAGUCUCAUCCAUCGACGAUUAUACGCAUCAGCCUACAAGAAGUUCCUCUCCCAAAGCAUCUACGGCCUCAGCAGUGCUGAGGCAAUACGUCCACCUGCACAACACAAACCUUCAGACGAACAAUCAUACUUGCCACGAAAUGGCGUUGAAUAUUCCGGAUAUCAUACAAAUCCAAUCGCGGGUGUCGUAUGCGCCGACCUAUUCGCCAAGUCUUCGUCAAUUCACCAGGGAUGCAAUGUUGGGCGGAACCCUAGCUACUUCACAAUCCCAGUUCCCUUGGCUAUCCAUUUACCGUCAAGCAAGAGGGGCCGAUGA
Penicillium manginii is the source of this 603-nucleotide messenger RNA. RefSeq lists its product as uncharacterized. The transcript is spliced from 2 exons. Bases 1 to 603 code for a protein of 200 amino acids. Lineage: Eukaryota; Fungi; Ascomycota; Eurotiomycetes; Eurotiales; Aspergillaceae. The record is from RefSeq and is a predicted model, not a curated record.